This is a messenger RNA of Papilio polytes (common Mormon), 1725 nucleotides long. RefSeq names its product esterase FE4-like. Bases 21 to 1667 code for a protein of 548 amino acids. Lineage: Eukaryota; Metazoa; Arthropoda; Insecta; Lepidoptera; Papilionidae. The record is from RefSeq and is a predicted model, not a curated record. The transcript has 10 exons.
GCGUCCCGCUCGCCAUUGCAAUGACGACGCGCGCCAUGUUCCGACGUGCAGUGCUAGUGAUGUGCGCGCUUGCGUGCGCCGGCGCAGCGGCAGCCCACGGACACAACCACGGACAUGCCCAUGCACACACCCCACAUGCAGGGGGGUCGGUAGGGACUAGUGAAAAUCCCAUCGCUACGACCCCGUCGGGCCCUAUCCGAGGGUCUAUGAUGCAGACACGGCGCGGGCGGGCCUUCGAGGCCUAUCGCGGCAUGCGGUACGCAGAGCCUCCUGUAGGUGAACUUCGAUUUCAGCCACCGAAAAUGAUUGAGAAAUACGAGGGAGUAUUGGAUGCUACCCAAGAAGGCCCCGCGUGCCCCCUUCCCGCGCCGCCCGGCUACUACCUGGAUGAGGACUGCCUGCGCAUCAACGUCUAUACCCCAAGCCAUAAGAGUAAGGAGCUGCUGCCAGUGGUGGUCUAUAUACACGCGGGCGGGUUCUACGCAUUUUCUGGCCGCGGCGACGUGGCGGGACCGCACUACCUGCUCGACCGCGACAUCGUUCUCGUUACCCUCAACUAUCGCCUCGGCACGUUAGGUUUCCUGAGCACGGGCGACGCGGCGGCGCCGGGCAACAACGGGUUCAAGGACCAGGUGGCGGCGCUGCGCUGGGUGCGGCGCAACAUCGCGGCGUUCGGCGGAGACCCCGACCUCGUCACCAUCGCCGGCUGCAGCGCGGGCUCCAUCAGCGUCAUGCUGCAUAUGAUCUCACCAAUGUCUAAAGGUCUGUUCCACCGAGGAAUAUCAAUGAGUGGGUCGGUCUCGGUCCCCGUGCCCACGCCCACCAACCUGCUGCCCCUGGCGCGCCGACAAGCCGAGCUCGUCAACUGCCCCACGUCUCCUAACAAAGCAAUGGUCGACUGCCUCAAAACAAAGCCGUGGAAGGAGCUAGGAGACUCUUUAAAUGGAUUCUAUGAGUUCGGUUUCGAUCCGGUGGCGCUUUGGUGGCCGGUAAUAGAGCCAAACGUAGGUCAGGAGCGGUUCCUGGCCAUCGAGCCCGCCGUGGCCAUCCGCAAGGGCAGGAUGCACGCCGUACCGCACAUCAUCAGCCAGACCACAGACGAGUUCUUCUGGAAAGCUUUCACUAUACUGAACAAUCAGACGUUGUUGGACGGGAUGAACAAGGAGUGGGAGCGGAUAGCGCCUAUCUCGCUGCAACUCCCGCGGGAAGGCGCCGCGCCGAAGGUCAACAGGCUGCGUCAGGAGUACUUCGGGAACAGGACGCUGGUUAACGACACCGCCACCGCCAAAGCCCUCGGGAACCUGUACGGUGACGCCAUCGAGGCGUUCCCCGUACACAGAAUGGCCAACCUGAUGUGCCGUCACUCCCCCUACCCGGUGUACUACUACGAGUUCGCGUACGUCGGCAACCACAGCCACUACGAGGACCCCGUCACUAACAAGCCCACAGGUGAGCGCCUGCCACUUGACAGUACUCGCUGCUCAAUACAUUGUGAUCCGAACGCGUACGGCGGACUGGACCUGCCCGAGCUGAGCGGACUGCACUGGCCCGCCAUGACGCCUGACAAGCGACACUACCUCAGGGUCGACAGGACGCUCUCCAUCCGCUCCAACCUCAAGGAAGACCGGAUCAAAGUGUGGGAGGAGCUUUAUCCUAUUAAAUAUUGAUUGUUACAUUUUUACCAUCAUAAGUUACGUUAAGUUAUUAAUAAAUUAUUGAAAAUUG